AUCUGUGUCAUAUUUACGUAACCAUUGUGAAUAGGUUAACUUUGCGCGUAUAUAAUCGUAUACAUUCGGUCCAAUCAAUAUGAGAAAGUUUUAACAAUAUAAUUUGCGGUCCAUAUUGUCAUAUUCAAAGCUAUUUAAAUAUAGGAAGCGAAAGAUCACGUCCGGACAGAAUGUCCUGUUUUUCAAAGUCGUUUCUGCGAUGGAUGUCAACGUCGAGUUUUAAAAAAUUUGGCACAGUAGCCGAAGCCGUGCAACUGCCGGAGGAGGCAAUUCAAACGUUUCGAACGACCGAAAAUAAUCCUAUUAAUCACUCAACCGAUCACUUAAGUAAAUUUUACACCGUACCUGAUCAGAUACAGAAUAAGUUGUUUCAUUAUGGAGGUUUUCCUAAAGAGUUCCAAAAUCAAGUAAAGACUUUCGCAGAAACUUGCAUUUUGAUCAGGCAACCAACUGUUGAGAUCUUAUCGUAUCUGCGACAAGCCGAUUAUUCAAAAUCUGUAAAUAGGUAUGUGCUAUAUGGCAAACCUGGUGUGGGUAAAUCGUUAAUUCUUGCACACAUAAUUCAUUAUGGAUAUAUGAAUAAUCAAAUUAUUAUUCAUAUACCAUGGGUAUCAUAUUGGUUUCGAUAUCCCAAGGAAAUAGCGCCAAGCACGACAGAAGGAAUUUUUGAUUUACCACUGCAUGCGGCUGCUUGGCUGUUGCACUUUAAAAAUCAGAAUGAUCAUCUUUUAUCGACACUUGAUUUAAAAAUUUCAAAAGAAUAUGUUUGGAAUCAAAGAGAAUCAAUGAUGGCUGGAACAUCGAUCCUUGAACUCGUUAAUUUUGGCAUAAAUCGUGUGAAAUAUGCAUGCCAAGUUGUAACUGCAUUAAUUGAUGAGGUCAAAGCAGCCAGCACUGCAGGAAAGUGUAGCACGCUGAUUGCAAUAGAUGGUUUUAAUGCCUUUUACUAUGACAAAACCAAGAUUAUUGUCAAUCAUAAAACCAUUCCACCCAGUAAAAUAUCUUUAACGGAAGCUUUUAAGAAUGCAGUCAAGUAUGAUUGGUGUAACGGAGCAGUGGUAUUGACACUUGAUAAAUUAGCCAGUGAUCCGCGUGUUGAAUCACAUCUUCCACGAUUUUUAUUGGGUAAAGAUGGCUUUGAGCAUCUGGACCCAUUUUUACCAGUGAGUGUAGAAAAUUAUACAAAUGAUGAAUUCAGUGCAGUCAUCGAGUAUUAUAAAAAUCGUAAAUGGAUUCGAGACAUAACUAGCACAGGAGAGAAGGAAUUGCAAUUAAAAUCAGUGGGAAAUCCCUACACACUUAUGCAGUACUGUAUCCCAUUAUGAAAGGGCAAUAUUUGUAGCAACUUACAGAAACGCCCACCUUUUUUGGUUAGUGUAAAUAUAAUGUUCUUUUCAUAGAAGUACAAUCCCUAUUUCUUGUAUAUCAUAACAGGAAACAAACAUACAUUGUCAACUCGGUUGAAUCGAUCAAUCCAUUUUGUACUUCAGCUUGUUCAUGCCCAUCAUUUGCGCAUCUUACUUUUACUUUAACUCUAAGGUGUGACAUUGGCUUAUAUACAGAUUAAACAAUCCAUAAUAAAGUUUUUGCAAGUA
Messenger RNA from Orussus abietinus, 1595 nucleotides. RefSeq names its product 28S ribosomal protein S29, mitochondrial (gene mRpS29). Gene Ontology annotation, cellular component: mitochondrial ribosome; mitochondrial small ribosomal subunit. The transcript is spliced from 6 exons. The record is from RefSeq and is a predicted model, not a curated record. Bases 171 to 1325 code for a protein of 384 amino acids. Gene Ontology annotation, biological process: apoptotic process. Gene Ontology annotation, molecular function: structural constituent of ribosome. Lineage: Eukaryota; Metazoa; Arthropoda; Insecta; Hymenoptera; Orussidae.